Molecule: messenger RNA, 1257 nt
Organism: Gavialis gangeticus (Gharial)
Lineage: Eukaryota; Metazoa; Chordata; Crocodylia; Gavialidae
Gene: HHLA2
Product: HERV-H LTR-associating 2
Exons: 6
Coding region: 157-1257 (366 amino acids)
Biological process (GO): cellular response to lipopolysaccharide; cell surface receptor signaling pathway; negative regulation of T cell proliferation
Cellular component (GO): external side of plasma membrane
Source: RefSeq, a predicted model, not a curated record
CCUCUGCUGUCAGUUGUGGUUGGAAGUGCGGGGUGGGACGGUGCAAGCUGCCACCUUCAGCCCGCGCGGAGCAACUUGAGUUGGCAGCCCGCUGCUCCAGCGCCAGGCUCGACCGGGCCACAGCUGGAAGCAAAACUACUAUGAAGAUAAGAGGACAUGAAGGUGCACUUCCAUCUCAUUUUCCUGUUGCAUGCAUGUACUGUAGUUUUAGGACUUGAAGUAGUAACUGGGCAGGUUUCCAAAGACUGCAUUCUGCCAUGCUCCUUUCCACGUGGUGAAGAAGUAGUAAUUCACUGGAAGAAAGAACUCCAAAAUGUGCACAGCUACUACAGUGGGCAGGACCAACUAGCAAGCCAAGACUUUCAAUACCGGGGUAGAACAGCCCUCUUUCAUGAGGGAAUUCCCAGUGGAAAUGCCUCCUUAAAACUGAGUAAACUACACCCGGCCGAUGAGGGCUUCUAUUCUUGCUAUGUGGGGACAAAACAAACGAGAACAGAAGUGGAAGUCAAACUGUCCAUACAAGCUCCCCCUCAUUAUGCAAUGGAAUAUGAAAAACAAGACUCUGAGGGACAACUGAAAUGUUCUGCCUUUCUUGGCUAUCCUAAGCCUAAUAUUACAUGGCAAGACUGCUGUAUAUCAAGGGAAGACACAAGAACCGAAAGAACACAGGAUGGACUUUAUUCAGUUAGAAGUGAGAAGAUUAUUACAGACAAAGCUUAUUCUUAUGUGUGUCGCAUUCAGUUUGGGGAUCAGAUCUGGACUGCUGACUGGAAGAGGGCAGAUCUACUUUGUAGAAGUGAAGGAGGUACUGCCAUAAUCCCAUGUGAAGUUUCUGAAGAAAGUUCCUCAUACACUAUUACUUUGAAAGCAAUAAAAAGUGCAUCUGCUUCUGUUCUGGCAUCCUUCAACAGCACAUCAAGAAGCCCUGUACUUCUGCCACAAAGGUUCUCUUUGGACAAAGACAAGCCAGCUAAAUAUAAGUUAAGGAUAAGUGGCCUGACUCUAGAUGACCAGGGAGAAUAUCUGUGUAAUGUUUCAACACCUCAGUACACAAAACUGACUAUAACAACUUUACAAGUUGAAGAAAGAACAAAUUCUGCUGUAUCUGUAUCUGGCACUGGCAUUGUCAUCGGCAUUGUCAUCGGCAUUGUCAUUACUACUGUUAUUGGCGGCAUUUUAUAUUAUUUAUUGAAGGUGUGUAUGACUGUGGGCAUUAGCAAACACCCUUCCACACACUUUAGUACAAGAUUCAUGUAA